Messenger RNA from Neurospora tetrasperma FGSC 2508, 894 nucleotides. RefSeq lists its product as uncharacterized. Gene Ontology annotation, cellular component: nuclear exosome (RNase complex); cytoplasmic exosome (RNase complex). The record is from RefSeq and is a predicted model, not a curated record. Gene Ontology annotation, biological process: exonucleolytic trimming to generate mature 3'-end of 5.8S rRNA from tricistronic rRNA transcript (SSU-rRNA, 5.8S rRNA, LSU-rRNA); TRAMP-dependent tRNA surveillance pathway; U4 snRNA 3'-end processing. Bases 1 to 894 code for a protein of 297 amino acids. The transcript has 2 exons. Lineage: Eukaryota; Fungi; Ascomycota; Sordariomycetes; Sordariales; Sordariaceae.
AUGCCCAGAGAAGCAGAACCGUCAGCCAACGAGAAGGCCUUUCUCUUGAAGGCGCUUCAAGACGAACAGAUUCGCCUCGAUGGCCGUGAAUUCGACCAAUACCGUCCACUAGAGCUCACGUUUGGAGACGAAUAUGGCGUCGCCAAUGUAUCGCUUGGCAAGACAAAAAUUCUUGCCAAAGCCUCCGCUGAAGUAACAGUCCCCUUCGCCGACCGCCCGCUCGACGGCAUCUUCACCAUCGCCACCGAACUCUCCCCCAUGGCCGCGCCUCACUUCGAAGUGAACCGGCCCACCGAAACCGAAGUGCUGCUCUCGCGCCUGCUCGAAAAGACCGUCCGGCGCUCCGGCGCCCUCGACACCGAGUCGCUCUGUCUGGUCGCGGGGCAAAAGUGCUGGUCCGUCCGGGUCGACGUGCACGUGCUUUCGCACGACGGCAACCUGACCGACGCGGCCUGCUUCGCCGUCGUCGCCGCCCUUCGCCACUUCCGAAAGCCCGACACCAGCAUGGAGAAUGGCGUGCUGACGGUGUACACGCCUGCGGAGCGGGAGCCGGUGCCGCUGGGCUGGCUGCACUCGCCUUUCUGCGUGACGUGGAGUUUCUUUGGCGACGAGGGUGAGACAGCGUUAUUGGAUGCGGAUUGGAUGGAGGAGCAAGUCAGGGUCGCCAGUGUCACGAUUAGUUUGAACAGGCACGGAGAGAUCUGUCAGAUCGCGAAGCUCGGGGGUGUACCGGUCGAGGCAGUUGCGCUACUGCAGUGUACCAGCGUGGCGCUGACGAAGGUGAAGGAGUUCUCCACUUACUUGGAUGACAAGUUGGCGGAGGACACGAAGAGGAGGGAUAAGGGUGGGUUUAUGGCUGAGUUAAGGGCGGAGAAUGAUCGCAUUGUUGGGUGA